AUUUAUCCUGUGUACGUAUGUGACAGUUUGUUUGUGUUUUUCUUAAUAAAUCUGGGUAUUUUUCUUGUAUCUUCAACUUUGUACGGCUACUUUGUGUUUGAAAAUGUGUGAUCCCAACGAUUUAAUAAUAAUCAAUGAACUGCAACGCGGUACUGGUGCCACAGAAUUACCAACAGAUCCCGAAGUCAUCAGGGAAACGAACGAACUUUAUCUCACACACUUGAUGUCCCAGAUCAGACGCGUCGGUCUCGAUGCCCCCCAAUUAGGAUCUACCAGAAUGGAAAACGCGAGCAGGAACACCAGGAAUAUGCGAGCAGUAGCGGACAUUUUCGAAAAUUCACCACAGAGGCAGUGGGUACGAGAACAAGCCCACAACGUUGAUUUGGAUAGUCUCAAUCCUCGUACAUUUCAGGAACUGUUAAUAGGAUUAUUUCAAGAAGGUGGUGUUACAUGGGAACGAGUUCUGGUUCUAUUCUAUUUCUGUACAGAUUUAUCGAUACGUGCCUUACAGGAGAGGAUAGCGGGAUGUUUUAUUAGGAUUUACUACUGGACUACUUGCUAUAUCAGUGGAAGAUUGGCUUAUUGGAUACAACAGCAGGGAGGAUGGGCUGCCAUUCUACCCUCCAGUAGAAUUUCCAAUUUAUCCAUUGUGGGAAUCUGUAUUGCGGGUGCCAUCGCAUUAUGUUUGGUUGUAAGGAAUAUACGUAAGUGAGUAAUAUUACUCACUUUCGAAAACCAUAUGGUUUUGUGAAUCAUGUUUUAUUAUAAGAUUGUUUUAAAUUGUUUAAGGUUUGUUUGAUUAUUGUGUAAUCGUUUGGUUAAAUAAUCUAAUGAUAUUUUCAUUGCAGUAUGUGUAAUAAAAUAUUUUUUUAAAUCUUAA
Molecule: messenger RNA, 880 nt
Organism: Aethina tumida (small hive beetle)
Lineage: Eukaryota; Metazoa; Arthropoda; Insecta; Coleoptera; Nitidulidae
Product: apoptosis regulator BAX
Exons: 3
Coding region: 104-712 (202 amino acids)
Biological process (GO): intrinsic apoptotic signaling pathway in response to DNA damage; extrinsic apoptotic signaling pathway in absence of ligand; regulation of apoptotic process
Cellular component (GO): mitochondrial outer membrane
Molecular function (GO): protein heterodimerization activity; protein homodimerization activity
Source: RefSeq, a predicted model, not a curated record